Molecule: messenger RNA, 6656 nt
Organism: Sus scrofa (pig)
Lineage: Eukaryota; Metazoa; Chordata; Mammalia; Artiodactyla; Suidae
Product: albumin superfamily member 1
Biological process (GO): transport
Cellular component (GO): blood microparticle; cytoplasm
Molecular function (GO): small molecule binding
Source: RefSeq, a predicted model, not a curated record
UCUCCAAGACUCAUCUGAAAUAAUGAAGACUGUUAGAUCCAUACCAUUUCUUGUUUUCUUCAGCUACAUUAAAUGUCAGACUCUUCAGAGAAGUUUUCUAGAUGCAGGUAGGGAAUUCUGUUUAUAAUCUAUACAUCCCAUGUGCCAGGAGAUGAGGCUUAAUAACUACCGACAUAAACAUGGAACUGCUUAUCUUUCUCAUGUGCAUCUCUGUCAAGAAGUCAUUGAGAAUGGCUGUAACUUAACUUGUGGAAUGGAUACAGAAAGAGAAUUCAUGUAUUAAGGCGACAUAGACAGGAAGAUAUCAUUUUCAUCUUAUUUCCACUCUAGGUGAGAGAAUGAUGUAUUUCAAACUUGUAUUUAAAAUGGGAUAAAUGAUUUUAGAUAGAGCAAUUGUGUUUCUAGUAGCAAGAACAAUACUGUGAGCUACAUUAUUCGGUACCUACUAUGUGCCAGGCGCUAUGCUCAAGGUUUCACAUGUUGGCUUUUGUUUAAUCCUAACAACCAUCCAAUGUAGUAGAAGUUGUUUACAUUUGAUAGAGAAACAGAAACUGAGUGUGGACAUUAUAUUACCAAGGCCAUAUUAAGUAUCAGAGCUAGAAAUUGAGUUCAGAAUAACUGUCUCCAAAGCUUUCCCCUAUUAAUAGAGCAAAUAAUAAAGGUUUCUUUAUGAAGUAGAUAGCUGCUAAGCUCUUCAGGUGCUAUUGAUAUAAGAAGGAAGACACUGUUUUCAGCAGAGUGUGGUUUGCGUAUGUGGUGAACGGAGGUGAUGAAGGUGAUGAGUGAAUCCAAGCCAUGCAGCACAUUAAUAGACAGAAUUCUCUAGAGGACAACUUAAGAGAUGCUGUCCUGUUUCAGCACCAGCAUUAUGGUUGCACAGUUUCUUCAGAAACUGGCUUAUGAAGAAGUACAAACCAUAGUUAAAGAGUUGCUACCUCUUGCAGAGCAAUGUAAGGAUCUCAAGUCACAUGAAUCACCUUCAGAAUGCUGUCACCAACUGAUGACUACCUUCCUAGGGCAUAUUUGCAAUAACCAAGGAAUGGCUGGAAAACAUGUAUUUUAUGACUGUUGCAAUAUAAAUAACACAGCGAGCCACAGGUGUUUCCUCUUACACAAAAAAGAUGAUGCAGCUUACAGUGAUAUAUUCCACAUUUCAAAUCCUGAGCAGAUCUGUGGGUUGGACAAAGAGAAUCGAAUGUCAGUGAAAGAGAGGUACAUUUAUGAAAUUUCUAGAAAGCAUCCAUUCUUGUAUGGACCCACUAUUUUGACCAUGUCUGCUUGCUACAAAACAGCUGUUCAGUCAUGCUGCCAAGAAGAAAAUAAGACUGAAUGCUUCCAGAUAAAGCUGCAACCCAUCAAAAAGUAUGUUAGAGAAAUAUCUUUGAGGCAUCACCAUUUAUGUGAAAUUGGAAUUAAAUUCAACCACAAAGUAGCAAAAGCAGUGGAAUUAGUUCUGUUGGCUAAAAAACUGCCUAAAGCUAACUUUUCUGAAAUUGCCAAACUGGCCAUGGAUAUUCAAAGUCUGCAUCAGAUCUGUUGUGAAGGAAAUUCGGUAGCAUGUGUGCUUGGCAGGAGAUGGCUUAUGAACUAUAUCUGCUCCAAACAGGCAGUCCUAUCCAGCAAGUUUGCACCAUGCUGUGAACUGCCAGAGCCAUUCCGAGGGGAAUGCAUUAUCACCUCAGAAAAUGAUGACACACCUGACCUUUCACCCCUGCCACUCAGCAGGUUUACAGAAGAUCCGUUUAUAUGCAAACAAACCCCUGCCAAGCAAGAUGACUCCCUGCAAGAGUUUCUUUAUGAAUAUUCAAGAAGACACCCAGAGUUGGCUGUUCCAGUGAUUUUAAGAGUGGAUACAGUGUAUCAAAACUUACUGGGAAAAUGCUGUAAAUUAGAAAAUCCUCUGGAAUGCUACAGCCAUGGGGAGGAGAUAUUCCAAAGAGUGGUUCAUGACAGCCAUGAGCGUGUAAAAAAUCUGUGUGAUUUACGUGAGAAAUUAGGAGAUCGUAGCUUCCAUGACAGGCUCAUAGUGCUUUAUACAAAGAAAGCCCCACAGCUAUCUACUCAAGAGUUGGUUGUAUUCACGAAGAACAUGGCAGCUGCUGCCUCCAAAUGUUGUCCACUGAAUGAUGAGCUACAGCUCGCUUGCAUGGAGGACUCGGCAAAGCUAAUGCUUGGAGCUUUAUGCAGAAGACACGAGACAGAGCCUAUCAAUGCUGGCGUGGGUCACUGCUGUGACGACUCAUAUGCCUUCCGGAAGCCUUGCUUUGAUGAUCUUCAAGUCGAUGGAACUUACAUUUCUCCACCUUUAUCCUGUGACAAAGUCAUCAACCUUAAAGAGGACUUGUGCAAAGCUCAAGAGCAGGAAUUCCAAACUGAGAAGCAAAGGUUCCUCAGCCACCUUGUGAAACAGAAACCACAUGCAGCUGAGAUGAAGUUCCAGUCAAUUAUUGUGGAUUUUGCUCAUCUGGUGGAGAGGUGCUGCCAAGCAGAGAAAAGUGAAAUGUGUUUCCAAAAAGAGGGGUCCAAACUGAUCGAAAAGUGCCAGUCUCUUUUGGGAAGCUAAUUGACCCCAGAAGAUGUCAAUGUAGGAUCCUUGCUGAAUUAUGUUUUUUUUUUUUCCAGCAAAAAUGAAAUGCAUGGCUAAUAUUCAAACUGAGAAUCAACAUCAUUUUUCAGCUAUUCACAGUUACUCAAGAACACUAGUCAGUCUUCACUACAUCUCUCCUUUCCUCUCCAGUACAGAAAUCCACUUAUUGUAACUCUCAUACCCACUUUCCUUCCUCCUUUCUCCUCAUAAGCUUUCUACAUCUCAGAAACAGCAAUAGAAACAUGAACCAAGGGGCCUUUUGAAAGCCUCGGGUGGAUGCAAUGGGUUCUCCAUGAACCUGGGACCUGACCACUGGGUUUCUGGAGUGAAAAAGACCCCAAGUGCUACCUGGAUUUUCUGUCUACAUCACUGCUGAACAUGGUUAUUGAUGAGCUGAAAGAAAUGUGUUUUAUAAUACAGUUACCAUCAUAACUGUAUCUUCUUUCACCUUUCCCCUUGAUAUGUGAUAUUGACAUUGUCACCAAGGAGUCCUGAAGUAUUUAGUUUAACUUGAAUUUUCAGCAUUGAUUCGUAAUAGUAGUCUUUUCCCUGGAAAUUCUGGCAUAAAUGACACAAAGAGCUUAUUAUUUGGACUUACUUUUCCAGAUCUUUUCUGUGUUUAAUGAAGUAAAAAUUAGCAGUGAUGUUUAGGAAGCAGUGAUAUACUGCUUGGAGUAUUUUUUGAUCGGAGAACAUGCUUAGUUGAUUAUAGGGCUCUUGAUUUCAGUUUUCCCUCACUCCAGUAAUUUCAACCUGUUCAUGUACAUUUGCAAAUUAAAUCCAGUGAACACUUUAAGUAUCUAUUGUGUUCAAUACACUGUGCUAGAUGCUGCAGGGGAUAAUAUGAAUAUGCCAUGAUCCGAUCACUAAUGAAUUUAUUCAAGAUAUAAACACAUACGGAAUGAUAAGAAUAGGGAGAUUUUGCAUUUCCAGUGUCACAAGAGCAGGGCUAACUGAUAAUGUGGAACACAGGGAACUGAGAGCACAUACUGUCACAGUGACCAGGAAAGCUCACGACAGAAGUGAUCUGGUCAAUAGCUAGAAAAUGGCAUGGUUUCAACAGAUAGAUGUAGUAGAGUGUGCACCUGAAUGGUGAGGGAUUCAUUUGGGUGGGUUUUGAGACAAGAACGAAGUAUUUGUGGGUGGUAAGACUUAGUGAAAGCCUAGGUUACAAUGCCAGGUGGGGACAUCCUGCAGCUUAUUUAUAACAAUAGCUAAUAUUUAUCACACAUUUCUUAUGUGCAAAAGGUCAGCCUUUAAACCUAUUAUUCCUGUAACUCCUACAGUUGUCUAAUGAAGAAGGUAUUAUUAUUCUUAUUUUACAAAUGAAGACACAAAGAAGGCCAUUUGAGGGUUUGUAGUUUAGGAUGAGGGCAUAUAUUUUAGAGGUUAAUUAAGAGUGUGGAUUCUGGAGCUGUAAGUUUCAAACCCUACCUCGAUCUGUUGCUAAAGAGCUUAGUAAAUCUCCUGACUUCUCCAUGGAUCACUGUUUUCAUCUUUAAAAUCAGGUUGAAAGACUAAUUUUCUCAUGGGAGUGUAAAGAACAUUAAAUGAGCUGAUGUAUGUAAGGCACGUAAAAUAGUGCUUAGCAAAUAGUAAAUGCUGUUAGUUUGAACAAUAUGAAAUUGCUGCUUAUUUAGGUCAAAUAUGAACAAUUUCAAAUGGCUAAUAGGUUAGCCAUUAUUAAAAGAAAAAUGGAUGCUGUUGAAGGGUUUGCCCUAUUGAAUUGCAUCCUAUUCUUUUCCUUCCUUGCACAUGUAGAUAUCUCAAUAUAAUAGAUAUCGUGCCAUCUUUUUGACCUCAUCAACUGCUUUGUAAAUGGACUUUCCCCUUCACCUCCUGUGGCAUAUGGAAGUUCCUAGGCUGGGGGUCCAAUCGUAGCUGCAACAGCUCAUGGCACUCCAGAUCCUUAACACACUGAACGAGGCAGAGAUUGAACCUAAAGCUAGGGAUUGAACGCAUGUUCUCAUGGAUACCAGUAGGGUUUGUUACUGCUGAGCCAUGGUGGGAACUCCUCCCCUUCAGCUCUUGAAGUCAAUCUGAACAGCCCUAAACAAAUUUCCAUAGUAAUGCUGCCUAAAUGAAUAUUUCACACAGCUUAAAGUUAAUAAAAUACACCACCAUAUUGGUGAAAACCAUAUAGAAAAGAUUCCUUAUUUCUUUGGCUACUGGAUCAAAUUUGCGAAAAAGGAGGCAUAUAUAUACAAGGAAUUUAAAAAACAUUUCAGAUCAUUUAUUUGCUCAUUCUUUUAUUCAUUCAUUAAUUCAUUCAGUCCUUUAUUCAACCGAUUUUUAUUGAGCACAUCCCAUAUACAGUAUACAAUAUUAAGAAUGGCAAAGUAUACAAAGAUGAAUGGGACAGGUCCUCUAUCCCUAAUAAAUACAACAUAUUACCUAGAAUUGAAUUUGAACUAAUAUAUAACUGGUAAUGAAAUACUUGAACCACCCAAACAAUAAAUGGUUUUAUGACAAAAGUUUAUAUUCUUAUAUUAUGCAAAGAUGACUGAAAGGAAUGGAUUUUUGUCUCAGAAAUUAUAUCUUAUUUAUUGCUAUAUAGCAAAUUAUCCUGAAAUGUAGCAGCAUACUAUAAUAUACAUUUCUUAUCUCACACAUUUUCUGAGGAUCAGGAAUCCAGGAGUGGUUUAGCUGGGUUUUCUGGCCCAGGGUCUCUCAUGAAAUCGUCGUCAAACUAUUAGACAGUGCUGCAGUCAUCUGAAGGCUUGACCAGGGCUGGCAGAUGACUCACUCACAUGGCUGUGGACAGGAGCCUCAGUUCCUUGUUGGCUUUUGGCAGAAAUUCUCAGUCCCUAUCAUUAUAAGCCUUUUCCCUGGGCUGCUCUGAACAUGGCAGUUGGUUUCCCCCAGAGCAAGCAAACCAAGAGAACAAGCAAGGAGGAUGCUACAGUGACUUUUAUGACUUAAUCUCCAGAGUCCACACACAUCACUUCUGCUUUCCUUUGUUCCUUAGAAUUAAGUCACUAAGCCCAGCCCUUUGGCAAAGUGAGAAGGAUUAGGCUCCAUCUCUUGAGAGGAGGAGUAUCAAAGACUUUAUAGAUACAUUUUAUUUUAUUUUAUUUAUUUUAUUUGCUUUUUAAGGCCACAUGUCUACAUAUGGAAGUUACCAGGCUAGGGGUCAAAUCGGAGCUGCAGAUCCUGGCCUACACCACAGCCACAGCAAUGUCAGAUCCAAGCUGCAUCUGUGACCUACACCACAGCUCAUGGCAACACUGGGUCCUUAAUCUACUGAGUGAGGCCAGGGAUCAAACCUGCGUCCUCAUGGAUUCUAGUUGGGUUCGUUACCACUGAGCCACAGUGGGAACUCCCCAUAGAUAUAUUUUAAAACUACCACAGUAGUGAUGUUAAUGUCUCAUUUGAAUAUUAAAAAUUUUUUUUUUCAUCUCGUAGAACUCUAUGCUUGCAUGUACUUGCUAAUUUUUUUUGUGGGUAACUUUUUAAUAAAAAAUUUUCUAUUUCCUUGUUUAAAAAGUAAUACAUGUUAAUUGUAGAAUAUUUAAUAAGUAUAGAAAAAUACAAAAAAUAUAAAUCACACAUAAUUCUACAAACCAGGCAUAACCACAUUUGACAUGUUGUUUUGGUUUAUAAUGUGUAUGUACAAAUAGUACACACACAUAUAUAAACAUAUAUCUAUAUAUCUCAUGGGUAAUACAUGUUAAAACAUUUUAGUGUAUAUUCUUAUCUAGCUACAUAGGAGAAAUAACUUAUAAUUAAAAUUUGUUUGAAAACAAUCCUAAGUGCUUCAUAACAUGCUAUGGGUAAAUGUUUCUUUCCUUCUUUAAUCUUUUCUAUUUUUCGACAUUAGACUAUUUGCUUCCUUUUAUCACAACAAAUAAUGAUCUUGUUUACAUAGUGUCUUUAUACAUCUGAAUAUUUCCAACAUAAGAUCCUACAAUUACAGGAUGAACUUACUACCAAAAUUGCUUUCAAGGAACAUUAUAUCUAUUUGUAUUUUUAUCAGCAAUUUAAGUUCCUAUCACACUGUAAUCUGUUGAGUAUUUAAUAUUAUACCUUCUUAAUUUUUUAAUAGACCAAAAAGGAUAUUUCACUUUCA